Triticum dicoccoides is the source of this 488-nucleotide messenger RNA. Its product is annotated as cold shock-like protein CspC. Gene Ontology annotation, molecular function: nucleic acid binding. NCBI's taxonomy places the organism in Eukaryota, Viridiplantae, Streptophyta, Magnoliopsida, Poales, Poaceae. The transcript has a single exon. The record is from RefSeq and is a predicted model, not a curated record. The coding region runs from base 72 to 314 and encodes 80 amino acids.
CCCACCCCCAACCACAGCGAACAGAGUGAGAUUUAGACAGAGAAAAGGCUACGGAUACAUACGGAGAGAAAAUGCAGAUUACUGGUAAGGUGAAGUGGUUCAACGAAUCCAAGGGGUUCGGCUUCAUCACCCCCGACGACGGCAGCAAGGACGUCUUCGUCCACUUCAGCGCAAUCCAUGGCAACGGCUUCAAGACCCUCGCCGAGGGCCAGCGUGUCGAAUUCGAAAUUCAAGACGGCCAAAAAGGCCCGUCCGCCGUCAAUGUCAAGGCCCUAGAGCUAGAGGAGGAUAAAAGGAUUUCGAGCAAAUUGUAAGAGGAUGCUCCACCCAUCCACAUCGUGCGAUGCGUGAUAUCCUAUGCUGCGUUCGGAAGGAUUUGCUAUUGUUUGUAUUCUCUUCUCACCUGUGCACUAAAAUCUGUACCGUUUCUCCUUUUCUUUUUUACAUCAAGCUACAUGGGUUAACUACUGCUCUGUUCGGGCUUGCAA